CAGCAGCCGAAAGUUCAAGCAGUAGCUGCAUCUCUAGUUUCGACUUUCAAUCCUCUACAAUGAUCAAGAUUAUCCUAGUUGUGGCAAUCCUGGUGGGCGUGGCCCAGGCUACAUUGAUCAUUGGCCCCUUAAAACCUGUGGAACAGCAGAACAAGUGCCAGAUCUAUUGGAGGGAAUACGCCUGGGCUCUGGAGGAUUGUGUCUGCCGGGUCUUCCAGAACGCUUGUCUUCUGAAGGCGGAGAGUGAUCAGCGGGAAAAGGCUGGAAAGACGCCUCUGAUUCCUGUUUCGGAGGAGGUGUGCAAGAAGUUCAUCACCACCAAGUGCUGCAUCCUCGGAUGGCCUGUGGUGGCCCAGUUCCCGAUUCCGUCUCCCUGCGGAUGCAAUGGCAAAACGGGAAGCCUCGAGGCCAAAAAAUUCAGGAGUAUCUGCGAACUGCUGAAAUACUCUGCCGAAUGCUCUCGACCCUUCAUCAGCUACGCAAAGUGUUAAAAGUGACUUGCCUAUAACAACCGAAGAAACUGACUACCUCCACUAUUGUUAUUGUUAAUAUGUAAAAAUAAAAAAAAAUAUCAGCAACACA
Drosophila biarmipes is the source of this 582-nucleotide messenger RNA. RefSeq names its product salivary glue protein Sgs-5 (gene Sgs5bis). The transcript has 3 exons. NCBI's taxonomy places the organism in Eukaryota, Metazoa, Arthropoda, Insecta, Diptera, Drosophilidae. The record is from RefSeq and is a predicted model, not a curated record. Bases 60 to 491 code for a protein of 143 amino acids.